Hibiscus syriacus is the source of this 720-nucleotide messenger RNA. RefSeq lists its product as uncharacterized. NCBI's taxonomy places the organism in Eukaryota, Viridiplantae, Streptophyta, Magnoliopsida, Malvales, Malvaceae. The transcript is spliced from 2 exons. The record is from RefSeq and is a predicted model, not a curated record. Bases 164 to 574 code for a protein of 136 amino acids.
CGUCCAUCUUUCUCUUUCUCUCGCCGGUUGAAAGGAAGAUUUUCCUCUCUGCCUCAGCUUCACUCCCUAUUGUUUCUCCCCACAAUUCUCUUCUCUCGAUAGAAAGGAAAGUGGAGUUGCUGUGAGGCGGCGGAGCAGGGAGCCGGGACUCGACGGUAGUGGAAUGGACAUGGAAUUUCUACGGCAGCCACAUGCAGUGGGGUUCGACAUCUAUUUCUUUUGGCCCAUCGAACAUCCCAUGGAACCUCAAGAUGAAGAUCUGCCUGUGAAAUGCCCCAUGCCUGCUUCUUCUUCUUCUUCUUCUUCCAUGGACGAUGGAAAAGGACAUGAAGAAAGGGUUGCAGCAGAGAGUUCGCGGAAGAGAUCGGAGCAACCGAAGAUGGUGAAUAACGGAAACGUGGCAGAGACGGCGGCGGAGCCGCCGGUAAGAGCGAUACGUAAAAGGCAUCACAUGCUCACCUGUGACAACCACAUAACGGCGAAGCCUCUUAUUGGAAAGCUUGCUCUCCCUCCAAUUCCACCGUCUCAGACUCUUACCAUUUCUCAAAUGCUUAAGCAAUUCGACCAAGAUUAAAUCAUUUGAAAAAUAACAGCCAUCUUUUUCCCCCUACCUUGUAAUAUUUCAGUUUCAAAUGCAUUUGGAGAGCUGAGAAAAUUGAAAAUUUUCCUGGGAAAUUCCUAGAAAAAUGAGUGUAGCCAGGCUUCGUAACGUAGUAGUAG